AUGCAACACCUCCGUAGCUUAACAGAGUACACUUUCCCACUUAUAACAAAGCGUGUUAUGCAACAAACGAGCAAGGGUAAGAUUAUGUCGAAAUACGCACUCGUCGUUUGCGGUAAUGGAAAAGGUAUGGUCGGCGUUGGUGAAGGUAAAGGUGAUAGCAAUGGCGACGCUAUCCGCAAAGCAACAAUUGAAGCAGUCAGAGAAAUGGAUUUCGUCGAUAGAUUCCAAGAUAGGACAAUAUACGGUGAAUUGAAGAGCAAAGUUGGAUCCAGUCUCGUUGAACUGAGAAGUCGACCAGCAGGUUUCGGUUUAAGAUGCAGUCCAGUCGUUCACCAAGUAGCAAAAGCAGCAGGUAUAACUGACUUGAGCGCAAAAUGUCGCAGAAGUCGGAAUCCAAUGCAAGUCGUUAAAGCUACUUUGAAAGCACUCCACGGAGGUUCACAACCACAAUUGAUGAGCAGAUCUGACAUGGUUAGAGUCCCAAGAUUAGAGAAAGGCGCUGGUAUGAAGACAGCUGAAGAGAUUGGAUUAGAAAGAGGUAGAGAGAUGGUCUACAUGAACAAAAAGGUAUAUUAG
This is a messenger RNA of Wallemia mellicola CBS 633.66, 576 nucleotides long. RefSeq names its product ribosomal protein S5 domain 2-like protein. The coding region runs from base 1 to 576 and encodes 191 amino acids. NCBI's taxonomy places the organism in Eukaryota, Fungi, Basidiomycota, Wallemiomycetes, Wallemiales, Wallemiaceae. Gene Ontology annotation, cellular component: ribosome. The record is from RefSeq and is a predicted model, not a curated record. Gene Ontology annotation, molecular function: RNA binding; structural constituent of ribosome. Gene Ontology annotation, biological process: translation. The transcript has a single exon.